AUGGCUGGGGAGAGAGGGAAGAACCGAGGAGUGAGAGCAUAUCUACGAACCGACCGGGCACAGCAGCAAUGGACGGUAUCCUCCCAAGGCUCUCCCUCUGCAUGCAGCCUUGGCCGCGGGCUCACCAUGCAGUGUAAGCAUCCCUUGCGAGGACCCACCGAGACUGACGCCACUCUGAACAAGAAUAAAAAAGUUGUGAACUGCUUAUACCGAAAGCCUAAUGCAAUUUUUAGGCUGAUUUGCUUUCCCUGGUCAGGAAGUGGCUUCGUUUACUUUACCAAAUGGGGAGGAAAGAUGCCUGAUUCAGUGGAAGCGCACUCCAUCAGGCUUGCUGGAAGAGAAAGUUGAUUUGAUGAGCCUUUUGUCACUGACAUCUACCAGAUAGUUGAUGAAACUGUUUCUGCUCUGCUGCCAGUCAUCCAGGAUAAACCAUUUGCAUUUUUUGGCCACAAUUUGGGAUCCUAUAUUGCUUUUGAGCCUGCACUACACCUAAAAGGAAAACCUAAGUUAGAACCGAUGCAUUUAUUUUUGUCAAGUGACACGUCUUGUCAUCAUGAAGACAAAGAAUUGUCAGAAGAACAAUUCCGCUCUCUCAUUUUGAAGUUUGGAGGCACCCGCAUGGAUCUUCUUAAUGACAAGGAAUUUAGUGAACAAUAUAUUUCCAUUUUGAAGCCAGAUGGGCACUUUUAUUUAAAUUACGUGGGAGUCAAAGUGUCUAAUGCCCCUCUUCCAGCUGCUCGAGGCUUUUGCUUAGUAGGAAAUAAGGGCCUGGGCAGGAGCCAGGGUUUAGAGCCAAUUUUAUGGCCACAGCCAAUUUCCUACUGCCCACCUGCCCCUCCGAAGGGGCUCUUUCUGGCCUCCUGCAUUGUUCUCAGUCUUUCUUGUGAACCCCAGGAGGAGGCCCUUGUUUUAAUGCAUCAUCUAAGGCUGUCCUGUGGCUUUACAUGCUUUCUUGGAUCUGAAGAUACAGUAAAGGAUGUGGAAGCCUGGAAAGAUUUAACCAGUGGAAGUUUUGAGAUUCACGUGCAUCCAGGAAAUCACUUCCAUCUCAAGGAAUCUUCCAAUGAAAACCUCAUCAAGAACCACAUAACCACGUGUCUGAAACUAUAG
Molecule: messenger RNA, 1110 nt
Organism: Pteronotus mesoamericanus
Lineage: Eukaryota; Metazoa; Chordata; Mammalia; Chiroptera; Mormoopidae
Gene: OLAH
Product: oleoyl-ACP hydrolase
Exons: 8
Biological process (GO): lipid biosynthetic process
Source: RefSeq, a predicted model, not a curated record